Messenger RNA from Phytophthora nicotianae INRA-310, 2944 nucleotides. Its product is annotated as serine/threonine protein kinase, variant. Gene Ontology annotation, cellular component: cytoplasm. Bases 624 to 2735 code for a protein of 703 amino acids. The record is from RefSeq and is a predicted model, not a curated record. Gene Ontology annotation, molecular function: protein serine/threonine kinase activity; ATP binding. NCBI's taxonomy places the organism in Eukaryota, Oomycota, Peronosporomycetes, Peronosporales, Peronosporaceae. The transcript has 7 exons. Gene Ontology annotation, biological process: peptidyl-serine phosphorylation; autophagy.
UCGAGUGUGUUUUCUUUUGGCGCGGUCAGUUUGAAAUUAUGGCGAGAGAUAUCUGCAGCUCACCGCUGUCGUCUGCGGACGAGGCCGACGACGCGGCCUCCAGUGGUUUCCUGGAGCCGUCUCCAUCGCCUGUAGCACCGCGUGAUAAUGUCCGAGUGACUGGGGGCAAGUGGAAGCCCAAGGCGAAGAGGACGGGCCUGCCGAAUAAAAAACAGAAGCCUAUACUGGAGUGGAAGAGCUCUAAGGAGCUAAUACACGACGCACCUCAGGAAUUCGUCGAGUAUCUGACCGACCAACUGAGUAUCAUGCAACAGACCAAGUUCGAGACAGAAUUUGGCGGCGGGCAAGGCUACAUAGUGAAGCUUCCUGGGUCAAGUUGGAAGACUAAACGCAAACGCGACGAGCUGGAGAGCUGGAUCCGAGCGCUGGGUUUCACAUCUGGCGCUACAUUGAAACGCAAUGUGCUACGCAUUGCCAGCCUCAAAGUAGACGUCAUUUUGAGCGAACUAAAGCUGAGGAUGCCUUCGAUUGAGUAUGUACCACAGAUCAGUAGAAGUGUAGUGCUGCGCUAAUGUGUGUGCUGUCAUGUGGAUAGAGGUGGUGCUAACGCGGAAGACGCAGACAUGGAACCUGAGCCAAUUGACGACAGUGUACGCGGAAAUGACGAGAAAGAACAGGGUGGAGACUACGAGACGGAUCCAGCGCUGAUCCGGCUGAAAAAGUACUUCAAGAAAUUAGAAUCGCAGAAGCUGGAGGUGGUCUCGUUCACGGAGAACCACCGGUUGUUGUCGUCGACACAGCAUACGGCGAUCGCUAAUGCCAUGGAGGACGUGUUGGCGCAGCCUUCGGUCCGUAGAGACCGUCGUCUUGCGAGGCGCAUGACGAAGCUGGGGCGAGUGUCAGGUCACCGACUGUCUUCUAUUGGUCUUGUAUCUUCAUCAUUCCUGCCGCUUGUGGAAGACGAUUGGGUGUGGGAUCGAGAGAGUGAAAUGUCGUUAUCACCAGUCAAGCGACGUAUUUCGCACGAAGAUAUCUCCUCAGCAGAGAGGAAGAACGUACUGGGACAAAAUGUGCUACACCUUGUGCUUUACUCUGGAUUGGUAGAUGUGACGGCAUCGAAGGAAGUGCUCCGUAAGGUCUCUACGAUGUGGGAAAAGAUCGCUGUCAUGGCGUAUGCUUGGAGUAUCACAGACUACUCCAAAAAAGCCAACUUGUACGCGUCGGCACAACUCUACAGUCGUCACCCGUGUGGUCAUUAUUUAUCGGAUGGUGCUCUCAAGGAGGUGUUCAAAGUCUUUUCAUCGGAGCAGAAGCGACUCGAAGCUGUUAGCGUGAUGGAUAUCGGCGACAUCAGCAAUCAGGAUGCUGUUCGCCUAGAGGUGGCACAUUCGGUACUGUUGUCCGACGCGUGUGAGCACGGCAUUUGCCCAAAUUUCCUCCGGGUUUAUGAAGUUUUCCUGGCACACGAGCGACCUCAUCCUGCUCGCUGGGGUAGCAAAACGCAUCGCAAACCAGUGGAGUUGUUAACGAGCGGAAAUGCCAAUCUUGAUGGACCUGAGAGUCCACAGAAACAAACACAAACACCAUUAAGUGAUGACUGCGAAAGACUGUUCCAGUACAUGCGGAUGGAAUUCUGCGACGGCGGUGAUCUUGAAGACUUUAUCAGCCUGCAGGAGAACAAGGCGCUUCCUCUGGAGUCUGUCGCCGUGCCGUUUUUCUUCCAAAUGGUGUUUAGUCUAUACUGUGCGCGCGAGAAGUUCAACCUGCGCCAUUAUGAUAUCAAGCUUCUUAACUUCUUCCUGAAGGAUAUUGGUCGUUCCAACCUCACCAAGGCCCCAGGACGUGAUGCUGUACUGCACUACAUGCUGGAAAACGCGUGCUUUGUUCUCCAAAUGCCUGCAUCCUUCUCGUACUGGGUGAAGCUAGCGGAUUAUGGCGCGGCUGACUCCAGCCCGGAGAAUCUAGGGAAACCCGUCACGAUCGACCAUUUCGCUACUCUGGAGAACGCACCCAUUGAAUUCCUGUUGGAAGGAGAUGCAGCCGAGCAGUCCUACGCUGCAGACACGUUUUCGUUGGGUCUCUGCUUGCUGCAUUUGUUUACUGGAAGCGCUCCAUACGAAGAAAUUCUGGAAGCCGCGAAGUGCCCCGCAGAACUACUGAAAGACUUGAAGACCCUGUGGAUGAAUCCACGAAAGAACUCGAAAUUCUCAGUGAUUAAGAAGGUGGCGCACGGUGACGAUGAGAACACGCUCUAUCACGCUUUGUAUCGCUUUAUCGUACUCUUCGGAUUACCGGCGGAAAAUCCGAGCGAAAGCAAAGGAAUCGACAAGGUGUGGAAGCUAAUGAUAAAGCAUUUACGACCAGAGGACUCGGCAACCAAGCGUCCCCAACGGAAGUGCAAGCUAACAGCCAGUGCGACGAAAGCUCAAUUGCAUUCAAAGACCGCAAAGGAACAGUUCGAUCAUGAUCAGGCAUUGUAUUCGAUUGCAAGUGGCUCCGACGAUAUUAUUUAUCGUUGCCGUGAAGGAUUGAUGACAAUUCCGGGGGCGAUGGGCCUGCUGAAACAGUUAGUGGACUUCAACCCUUCCAAGCGCCCCACACUCAAGCAAGUGAUGUACCACCCGAUGUUUUCCAGCCUUCGCUCGCCUUCAAAACAGAAACAAAUACCUGCAGAUUUUGUGAUUAGCUACUACAAAAGCCAAACCCAAGGUGGUCGAACGGUUUUGGACGUGUAGAACUCGGUUCUCUUGAAGCACCGUUGGAAUGUCACAAAGCGUAAAUAUGCGUCCGAUUCAUUUACAUCUCUAUUUUAUCUAACAAGAUCUAAACAACCUCAAAACACUUUCGAAGUCGUCAGAAAUCCAAGAGUUCCUAUCAGAAACAUUUUGUCGUCUACCAGCCUUAGAGAAUCAUCAAUGAAUACUUAAGUAUCUCUUGAUAGACC